Dujonia railenensis is the source of this 1992-nucleotide messenger RNA. Lineage: Eukaryota; Fungi; Ascomycota; Pichiomycetes; Serinales; Debaryomycetaceae. The record is from the annotation of a GenBank genome assembly.
AUGAGAAAGACAGUAUUUAUCUUCAUAUCGUGCAUUCUGUGUUUCAAGCUAGUUAACUCCUCUGGCUUAAACAACUUGAAUAGUGAAUCAUCUUUGGAGAUUAUCGAAAUUCAAUCGAGAAGUCUAGAGUCAGAAGAAAACGAAAUUGAAAAUAAUCCAUCAAUUGGAUAUGAUUUGGAAAUUUUAAAUCCACUGCUGAAUCUUCCAACCCCUACAAUUUCAUAUGUCAAUUCAUCUUCCACCACAUCCUCAUCACCUGUGAUUUCUGCAACGUCUUCAUUACCAAUUACCACUAGUGAAACAAUUCAAGUUGGCUAUCCUUAUAUUCCAGGAAUUUACUAUGGAGAUACACCUCUAGUUACAGAGUUAUUGCUCAAUCACACAUUUGAAAAUAGUUAUGGUGUUCCAUUUACUUUCACCUACAAGCCACCAGCUGGAUUAGAAUUUAAUCGAGUAAUUCUAACUUUAAAUAAUCUGAUUACAAAUUAUCAAUACGAUAGAUUGGCUCAUUUAAGCUUCAAUGGUGCGGAAAUCUGGAGGUCUUCUACAAUAGAACCUUACGGCAGUAAAACGGUUGUCAAAUCUUCUUAUAAUAAAGAUGUUUCAAUUUAUUUGAAGCUUUUCCAAGAAGAAUCUUUUGUGAGGUUUGAUCUUGGGAAUAUAAUAUCAUCCAGGUUGCAGGGAGCUCCAAAUAUUCAAGUAUAUAUCAGUUAUUACAAUGUUGAUUUGGAAGAUGCAAAUGACAUUCCAAUAAAUGUUGGAGGAGAUCUGAUCGAUAUAGCUGGUCGACCAAGUAUUUUCUCAACUGCAAAGCAUGCAUCAAGAGUGUAUCCAUUAACAAAUAUAACAAGUGAUUCAGAGUCUGAUGUUCCUCUUCCCGAAAAUUCAAUUCAUGUUAAAUUGCCAACGGAUAUUCCUCGCAAUACUACUAGAUUAAUUCUUUCCAUUUUUGCUUCUGGGAAUUCUAACGAAGAAUUUUGGUAUUCAAAUACAUUUCAGGAAUACACAAACAUAUUUCAAGAUGACGGGGUUAAAUUAUAUGGAUAUGGGCCUGGGAGGUUAGUCGAGGUCUAUUACAACUCCCAAAAAGUUGCCACACAGUCUCCACAACCAUUUAUCUUCACUGGGGGGUUCUCACCUGAUCUUUGGAUUCCAAUAGUAGCAAAUGAUGCAUUUGAUCUACCAAGUAUAGAUAUAGAUUUAACCGCGUUAUUACCAGAAGUCUGGGGUGACAGUGGUUACAUCGAUAUUUUGGUUACCAACGGCACUUCUGAGAGUUCUUCAUCAAUUGGAUCAAAUUGGUUGGUCUCAGCCAACCUUCUAACAUUUGAGGAUGAAAGUGUAUAUUUUGGAAACGGAUCUGUACUUGCAAUCACCAAUACCAGCGUUGUUGAUACGAGAGCAGAAGCAGCAACCCCGGGAGCAUUGGAUCAAUCAUUUUUUGGAGUAUAUCAAGCUUCUAUCAGUAGUGAGAUUACAUUUGAAUUAAAAAAUGGCUCAAUAAUUCAAAGCAUUAUCCAGCUGGAUACAUAUGCAUCUAUAUCGAAUAUUCAAGCUUUGAGGAAUUACUCUUCAACUCAAAGUAUCGACCAUUUGGGGAAUUCUCUGCGAAGUGUAAUUAUUACUACAUUUGAUGAUGUUGUUCUAUUCGAACACAACUCAACUUACGGAUACCCAUUACAGAUCUCAUAUUCAAGCUUUAACGACUCCAAUUCAAAUGGAUGGUCGGCCAUAUCUAAUGUGAAUGUAAAUAUAACUAAACUCAUCGGAAUAUUCAUUGAUGGAUCUCUUGCUUAUGAUAGUCAGCUUUUGGAAGUUUCAAGUUCAUUAUUCGAGCAAACAGCGAAGGAAGGAAACCACGGGAAUGGAAGCUCCACCGCUCACUACUCAGUUCAACAAUAUGAUCCAUUUACCCCAUUUUCAUACAAUAGAAAUGUUCAAUCUACAGAUAACAAAUUGACAGGCGACACAAGUAAUGGAGGACUCAAUUAG